Molecule: messenger RNA, 1956 nt
Organism: Humulus lupulus (European hop)
Lineage: Eukaryota; Viridiplantae; Streptophyta; Magnoliopsida; Rosales; Cannabaceae
Product: prolycopene isomerase, chloroplastic
Exons: 8
Coding region: 62-1828 (588 amino acids)
Biological process (GO): carotenoid metabolic process
Molecular function (GO): oxidoreductase activity
Source: RefSeq, a predicted model, not a curated record
AGUGGUUAACAGUUACCACCAUAACUGUUCGUACACUAAACCGAAAAAGCUCUCUCAAUCCAUGUCCAUGGCGACCUCUCUUCUCAUCCCAAAAACUAUUCACUUUCCCCAUUCUUUUGUACCCCACCACAGCCGCCCAUCCUCAAAACGCACCAACCCCAUCUUGGCGCGCAGCUCCAACGGUCAACAACCCUCUUCAUCAUCUUCAAGUGGGGCCGUGGCAGUCAAAGAGAAGAGCUCAUUCCCAGGGAAGCCAGAGGCGGACGUGGUCGUAAUCGGAAGCGGCAUUGCUGGACUCUGCUGUGGUGGGCUCUUGGCUAGGUACCAAGAAGAUGUUAUAGUUCUGGAGAGCCAUGACUUACCAGGGGGUGCUGCUCACUCUUUCGAUAUCAAAGGCUAUAAGUUCGACUCUGGUCCCUCUUUGUUCUCUGGGUUUCAGUCCAGAGGUCCUCAGGCCAACCCUCUUGCACAAGUUCUUGAUGCUUUGGAUGAGAGGAUUCCAUGUGUUUCUUAUGAUUCUUGGAUGGUGUAUGUGCCUGAAGGUGAAUUCUUGUCACGCAUUGGACCUACUGAGUUCUUCAAGGACCUUGAAAAACAUGCAAGUCCAAAUGCUGUUAAAGAAUGGCAAAUACUACUGGAUGCAGUUCUUCCACUGUCUGCAGCUGCAAUGGCACUACCUCCUCUAUCCAUAAGAGGGGACUUUGGAGUUCUUUCAACCGCUGCAGCCAGAUACACUCCCUCACUCCUCAAAUCUUUCAUCCAAAUGGGACCAAAGGGAGCUCUUGGUGCUACAAAGCUGCUGAGGCCUUUCUCAGAAAUUGUUGACUCAUUAGGACUGAAAGACCCCUUUAUAAGGAACUGGGUGGACUUGUUGGCAUUCUUGCUUGCUGGGGUCAAAUCAAAUGGCAUUCUCUCAGCAGAGAUGAUUUACAUGUUUGCAGAAUGGUACAAGCCGGGCUGCUGUCUGGAGUACCCUCUUCAUGGAAGUGCGGCUAUUGUUGAAGCUCUUGUACGAGGAUUACAGAAGUUUGGUGGACGGCUUUCUUUAGGAAGCCACGUAGAACAAAUUGUAGUUGAGAACGGCCGAGCCACUGGAGUCAAGCUAAGAAGCGGUCAAUUCAUUGGUGCUAGAAAGGCUGUUGUUAGCAAUGCCUCUAUGUGGGAUACUGUAAAACUAUUGCCUAGUGAUGCUGUUCCAAAGUCAUAUGCAAACCGUGUCAACACAACUCCUCAGUGUGAAUCAUUCAUGCAUCUCCAUUUGGGAUUUGAUGCAGAGGACAUAAGAAAGGACUUGGGAAUACAUCAUAUAGUUGUAAAUGACUGGGAUAGAGGAGUUGAUGCUGAUCAGAAUGUAGUUUUGAUCUCUAUACCAAGUGUACUUAGUCCUGAUCUUGCACCACCUGGGAAACAUGUACUCCAUGCUUAUCUUCCAGGGACUGAACCUUAUGAACUCUGGAAAGGACUUGAUCGUCGAAGCCCCGAGUACAAAAAUCUAAAAUCCCAAAGAUCAGAGGUGAUGUGGAAAGCAGUGGAACGUGCAAUUGGUCCGGGGUUUAGCAGGGAAAAGUGUGAGGUGAAGUUGGUUGGAUCUCCAUUGACACAUGAAAGAUUUCUUAGGAGAAAUAGAGGGACUUAUGGGCCAGCCAUAGAAGCUGGAAAGGGAAGCUUUCCAGGCCAUGCAAGUCCUAUCCCUCAGCUUUACUGUUGUGGGGAUUCAACUUUCCCUGGCAUUGGAGUCCCUGCUGUUGCUGCUAGUGGAGCCAUUGUUGCUAAUUCUCUAGUUUCUGUGUCUCAACACUCCCAACUCCUUGAUGCCAUUGGCAUCUGAAUACAAAUACCUUUUUGUUUAUUAUAAUAUUCAACUCUGAAAUUUACAUGUGUAUAUUUUUCCUCUUCCAAUAAUCUAAAUCUAUGGUAUGAUAUGAUUCAAUUUAGGCAUGCAUACCUUUGACACUA